CACCUGUGUGCCUGUCCCUGACCCUAUUACCCCUCGAAAACUUACAUCUUGACAAUAAUCAUUACCGGUACCUUCUAACACUCAUGGCUGACUUCCCCCCGAUCGACGCGGCCUUCACUGAGCCUAACGAUUACCGCGUGCCACGAGAGUACCUGAAAGAGCUUGCCAAAUUUCACGGCAAUCAUACGUAUCCUUACACUUGGGGCUUUGUUAUCUUCCGCACCGUCUAUACCUACGGGUCAGACGAGGCCUUCGCCAAGGCACUCGAGCGUCUCGAUGCAUACGCUAGAUAUGAGGCAUACCAGGAUCUUCGCUCGAAAUUUUACCACGAAGCGCCUCGGGAUCCCGCCGUGAACCAGGAGCUCUUUCGUCGUUAUUAUAAUGUUAUUCUCGAGGAUAAAGAUAAGCUCGCUAAUGCUAGCGUUGAUGAGGUGGGGAAGCGGUUUGACGCCUGGAUCGAAUCGAAUCUCACGGCCGAAGCUACGAAGCAGAGAGACCCACGCCUGAACUGCCGCUUUCGGUACUGCGUCAUGAUGGACCAGCAGAGUAUAGACAACAUUCUCGCCUUGCCAGAGGAUCCCGAUACUAGUCCUUAUGAUGAUCCGCAGAAGCUGGACCGCUGGAUCAAGCUCGUCUCUAGCGAACAGCGACCUGAUGGCAGAUUCUGGCUGCGCGUGGGUGUCGACGGCUUACUAUGGGCCUUCUGGUUCGGCUCCGAAGAUCCAGAUAAUCUGAUAGAGGAGGUGGCGUGGGAGGACGAGGUCGACGGGGUGCUCAACUACUGGGGGAACGCGCUUCAGGGGUUUCAUGUGUAGGGUGACUACCCUAUGUCGGUGUUGACGAGGAAUUUUGAUCAAAUCUAUCAA
Molecule: messenger RNA, 866 nt
Organism: Emericellopsis atlantica
Lineage: Eukaryota; Fungi; Ascomycota; Sordariomycetes; Hypocreales; Bionectriaceae
Exons: 1
Coding region: 84-815 (243 amino acids)
Source: RefSeq, a predicted model, not a curated record